UAAACAUUACAAUGAUGAAUUGGAUCCGCAAAUUUGGCUAAUCAAGUAAGUACUCCACCCAAAAUCCACGCUUCCCUUCACUUUUCCCUUUUCCUUCAUUCUUAUGCAUUCACUUUUUCUUCUUCCAUUUUUCCACUCUCCAACUCCAAACCCAUUCACCACACUAAAAUCUCCUUCAAACUUCAAUCCUUUUGCUUUGGAUGACGUUGGGAACGAGACUACCGACAUGGAAAGAGAGAGAGAACAACAAGAAGAGAGAGAGAAGAAGAAGAGCCAUUGCUGCUAAGAUCUUCUCUGGUUUGAGAAUGUAUGGUAAUUUCAGGUUACCUAAACACUGUGAUAAUAAUGAAGUUCUUAAAGCUCUUUGUAAUGAAGCUGGUUGGACCGUUGAACCCGAUGGAACCACUUAUCGUAAGGGAUGCAAGCCUUUAGAGCACAUGGAUAUAGUUGGUGGAUCAUCAGCUGCAAGCCCCUGUUCAUCUUACCAUCAAAGUCCUUGUGCUUCCUACAAUCCAAGCCCUGUUUCAUCUUCCUUUCCAAGUCCAUCUUCAUCCCCUUACACUACAAAUCACAAUGUCGAUGGUAAUUCCCUCAUUCCAUGGCUCAAAAACCUCUCCACGGCUUCAUCUCCGAAACUUCCUCAUCCUUACCUUCAUAGCGGCUCCAUCAGUGCUCCUGUCACGCCUCCCCUAAGCUCUCCGACCGCUAGAACACCGCGGAUGAAUUCUGAUUGGGAUGACCGAUCUGCACGGCCAGGGUGGACCGGACAGCAUUAUUCUUUCCUGCCUUCGUCCGGUCCCCCAAGUCCUGGCCGUCAGAUAGUCGAUCCUGAAUGGUUUGCUGGGAUCAAACUUCCUCAUACUAGUCCAACUUCCCCAACAUUCAACCUUGUCUCUCCAAAUCCAUUUGCAUUCAAAGAAGAUGGAUUUUCAGGAAGCGGUUCGCGCAUGUGGACGCCUGGACCGAGUGGAACAUGUUCUCCAGCUAUUGCAGCCGGCUCUGAUCACAAUGCUGACAUUCCGAUGUCUGAAGCCGCUAUCUCGGAUGAAUUUGCAUUUGGAAGCAACACGUUUGGGAUUGUUAAGCCUUGGGAAGGAGAAAGAAUCCAUGAAGAAUUUGUAGCAGAUGAUCUUGAACUCACACUUGGUAACUCAAAGACAAGGUGAAGUAUUCAUAAUUAGGAAUGUCAGUAACUACAUGAACAUUAAUUUGUGUUGGUUUUGGUGGUGAGUGGAAGAAACUGUUAUCUUUUUUUUUUUUUUUGAUUUUUUUUUUCUUUUGUAAUUUUUCCUUUACAUUUGGUUAGUGGUCCAGUAAUAUACAUGUUUAGUUGCAAUCAAUUAAUUUCAUCAAUGUAAGUCUUGUUAUUGGACUCAUUAAUAUACUUUGUGGAUUGGCUUGGUUUGCCACUGAAAGAAUCUAAUGACUUUUAGAGCAUAUUGCAUA
Molecule: messenger RNA, 1446 nt
Organism: Cicer arietinum (chickpea)
Lineage: Eukaryota; Viridiplantae; Streptophyta; Magnoliopsida; Fabales; Fabaceae
Product: BES1/BZR1 homolog protein 4-like
Biological process (GO): brassinosteroid mediated signaling pathway; DNA-templated transcription
Molecular function (GO): DNA-binding transcription factor activity
Source: RefSeq, a predicted model, not a curated record